Chara braunii is the source of this 780-nucleotide messenger RNA. NCBI's taxonomy places the organism in Eukaryota, Viridiplantae, Streptophyta, Charophyceae, Charales, Characeae. The record is from the annotation of a GenBank genome assembly.
GGCGGAAACAGUGGGCGGGGGGGGGCGGGAGCUUGUGGGACCAGACCACCUCGUCACCGAGCCAUGGCGGGCAUGCCGCAAACUUCUGAUACAACGGACUUGCCUGGACAGCUGGCUAUCCUUCCUUUCCGGAACAGAGUCUUGCUUCCGGGGGGAAUUGUCAGAAUACGCUGCACCUCGGCAAGCAGUGUGAGGUUGAUUGAACAGGAGCUGUGGCAAAAAGAGGAGUCGGGGGUUAUCGGCGUAGUUCCUGUCAGGGAUGCUCAGCCUGAUGGCUCGACAGGUGCCUCUGUCCUGCAAUUACCUUCGUCCUUGGUUGGGCAUGGCAGCGGCAGCCCAGCAAAUGGACUGGAUGAGCUAGAAGGCUUGGCGGGGAAGGAUGGGGGCGGUUUGGUUGCGGAUUCGAUGCGUCCACAGCGGUUGGAUUGGCAUGACAAAGGUGUUGCUGCACAGGCCCUUCAUCUCUCUAGGGGCCUUGAGAAGCCCGGUGGCAAAGUAACUUACACAGUGGUACUUGAGGGGCGAUGCAGGUUCGCCGUGAAUGAAAUGACGGCCCGCGGACCGUACCUUGUUGCCCGUGUCUCCCAGCUAGACAUGACAAAGACAGAUGAGGAGGAAUCUCAAUGACAUACGAAGGACCAUCCACAUCUCCAAUUACGUCUAGAACUUGCCAAGGUCCUCUGUAGGUGGSUAGAAGCUUCUGAGAGAUGUUCUCUUCAGGAGCAAACUCUUUAGACUUCACCCAAACUAAAUCUCCUACAACAAAUUGAGACGGGCGUC